AUGAAGACCGCCACCUUCAUCGCCGCCGCCCUCGCUGGCCUCGCCCUUGCUGCUCCCACCACCAAGCAGACCAAGGAGGUCGCUGCCCUCCGAUACGCCAACUCGAGGCCUCUCGAUGCCGCUGCCAUUCACGGCCCUGCUGGCAAGCGCUCCGAGGCCGCUGCUACUGCUACCCGCGAGAAGAACCUCUCCGACCUCAAGUACGCCAACAAGAGGCCUGUUCCCGAGGGUCACGCUCCCAAGGCCGCUGCCUCUAAGCGCGACGUUUCCACUACCGCUACUCGGGAGAAGAACCUCGUCGACUUGAAGUACGCCAACAAGCGUCCCAUCCCUGAGGGCCACGCUCCCAAGGCUGCCGCUUCCAAGCGUGAUGUCUCUACCACUGCCACCCGGGAGAAGAACCUCGUCGACCUCAAGUACGCCAACAAGCGUCCUAUUCCCGAGGGCCACGCCCCCAAGGCUUCCGCAUAA
Molecule: messenger RNA, 471 nt
Organism: Trichoderma gamsii
Lineage: Eukaryota; Fungi; Ascomycota; Sordariomycetes; Hypocreales; Hypocreaceae
Exons: 1
Coding region: 1-471 (156 amino acids)
Source: RefSeq, a predicted model, not a curated record